Molecule: messenger RNA, 4032 nt
Organism: Oncorhynchus nerka (sockeye salmon)
Lineage: Eukaryota; Metazoa; Chordata; Actinopteri; Salmoniformes; Salmonidae
Product: protein PALS2-like
Exons: 13
Coding region: 382-2229 (615 amino acids)
Cellular component (GO): plasma membrane; cell-cell junction
Molecular function (GO): protein binding
Source: RefSeq, a predicted model, not a curated record
UGAUCAUUGUGAAGUAGACUGAAGGGUAGAGACUGUUGAUCAUUGUGUAGUAGACUGAAGGGUAGAGACUGUUGAUCAUUGUGUUGUAGACUGAAGGGUAGAGACUGUUGAUCAUUGUGUAGUAGACUGAAGGUAGAGACUGUUGAUCAUUGUGUAGUAGACUGAAGGGUAGAGACUGUUGAUCAUUGUGUAGUAGACUGAAGGGUAGAGACUGUUGAUCAUUGUGUAGUAGACUGAAGGGUAGAGAUUGUUGAUCAUUGUGUAGUAGACUGAAGGUUAAGGGCAGAGGAGACAGUUUUAGACCAACUAUCACUGAGUGGUGGUGGUUGACUUGUGGUUAGGUUAGCAUAGCUGUGGUCGAGGAGCGGUCGAAGAGCGUUCAUGGUCCUGGCUAUGGAGGACGCCUGUCCCAACGGGGUGGAGGUAGCGGUGGAUUCCCCUCCGGAUGCAGCCGGGACGGGAGAGCAAGGCGAGACAGGAGAUGGGUCGGCUGGGGAGGGGGCGGCUGCUGAGCCCACAGAGGGAGCCGACACAUCAGGAGCGAUGCAGCAGGUGUUGAACAACCUGGGGGAGCUGCCCACCUCCACGGGGGCCAAAGACAUCGACCUCAUCUUCCUCAGAGGCAUCAUGGAGAGUCCCAUUGUACGGUCACUCAUCAAGGUAGCAGACACACAUAGGGGAGAACACACUGAGACUGACUCACACACUGACAGUCCUCUUCUGGCUGCCCACGAGCGAUUGGAGGACGUGAGGCUGGAGGCGGUGCAGGACAACAACGUGGAGCUGGUCACAGACAUCCUGGGCGACAUCACCGCCCUCAGCGUCCGCGACGACAGAGCAGCGGAACUCUCCCGAAUCCUCCAGGAGCCCCACUUCCAGUCCCUCCUGGAGGCCCACGACAUGGUAGCCUCUAAGUGCUAUGAGGCUGUGCCCCCAGCAGAGCUGUCCAAUGAGGCGCUGGUGAACAGUGCUCUGAUGCAGGCCGACGCUGUACGCAUGAUCGGCAUCCGGAAGAAGGCUGGAGAACCACUGGGAGUGACGUUCAGAGUGGAGAAGGAGGAGCUGGUCAUCGCUAGGAUCCUCCACGGAGGAAUGAUUGACAGGCAGGGUCUGCUACACGUGGGUGACAUCAUAAAGGAAGUGAAUGGGCGGGACGUAGGGAACAACCCCACUGAGCUGCAGGAGAUGCUGAAGGACUGCAGCGGAGGAAUCACUCUGAAGAUACUGCCUAGUUAUAGAGAUGCACCUGCCCCACCACAGGUGUACGUGCAACCACACUUUGACUACGAUCCAGCCAAUGACCAUCUGAUCCCGUGUCGAGAGGCGGGGAUUGGCUUCAAGAGGGGGGACCUCCUUCAGAUUGUCAACAGAGAGGACCCCAACUGGUGGCAGGCAUGUCAUGUGGUUGGUGGAGCCACUGGACUGAUCCCCAGUCAGUUUCUGGAGGAGAAGAGGAAAGCCUUCGUCCCACGAGACUUUGACGGCUCAGGGAUCCUGUGUGGUACAAUAACUGGAAAGAAAAAGAAAAAAAUGAUGUACCUAACAGCCAAGAAUGCAGAGUUUGAUAGGCACGAGCUGCAGAUCUAUGAGGAGGUGGCCAAGAUGCCCCCGUUCCAGAGGAAGACCUUGGUUCUGAUUGGAGCGCAGGGGGUGGGCCGCCGUAGCCUCAAGAACCGACUGGUGGUCCUCAACCCAACACACUUCGGAACCACCAUCCCCUUCACCUCCAGGCGUCCCCGUGACGAUGAGCUGGACGGUAACUCAUACCAGUUCGUAACACGGACGGAGAUGGAGGCGGACGUGAAGGCGGGCCGUUACCUGGAGCACGGCGAGUACGACGGGAACCUCUACGGAACCAAGAUGGACUCCAUCCACGAGGUGGUGGACACGAGACGAACCUGCAUCCUGGAUGUCAACCCACAGGCUCUGAAGGUACUAAAGACAGCAGAGUUCAUGCCAUAUGUGGUGUUCAUCGCAGCACCAGAGUUUGAGACGCUCAAGGCCAUGCACAAAGCUACGGUGGACGCCGGAAUCACCACCAAACAACUCACGGAUGUGGAUCUGAGGAAGACUGUUGAUGAGAGUGCUCGUAUCCAGAGGGCAUACAACCACUAUUUCGACCUCAUCAUCACCAACGACAACCUGGAUCGCGCCUUCGAGACGCUACAGGCUGCCGUCGACAAACUCUGCUCCGAACCACAGUGGGUCCCCGUUAACUGGGUCUACUGAACCCCAACAGGACACUGUCUAACUGGGUCUACUGAACCCCAACCGGACACUGUCUGACUGGGUCUACUGAACUCCAACCGGACACUGUCUAACUGGGUCUACUGAACCCCAACCGGACACUGUCUAACUGGGUCUACUGAACCCCAACCGGACACUGUCUGACUGGGUCUACUGAACCCCAACCGGACACUGUCUAACUGGGUCUACUGAACCCCAACCGGACACUGUCUGACUGGGUCUACUGAACCCCAACCGGACACUGUCUGACUGGGUCUACUGAACCCCAGCCGGACACUGUCUAACUGGGUCUACUGAACCCCAACCGGACACUGUCUGACUGGGUCUACUGAACCUCGACCGGACACUGUCUAACUGGGUCUACUGAACCCCAACCGGACACUGUCUGACUGGGUCAACUUGACCCCGACCGGACACUGUCUGACUGGGUCAACUUGACCCCGAACGGACACUGUCUGACUGGGUCAACUUGACCCCGACCGGACACUGUCUGACUGGGUCAACUUGACCCCGAACGGACACCGUCUGACUGGGUCAACUUGACCGUGCGUGUUCAACCACCGAGGCAGGGGAAAGGACAUGAGAAAGGGGGUUGGUAAUCUGUGGUACUCUGACGGGGUGGAAAACCAACCAAACCAAGCGCCUCCUCCUCUCUCCUUACCUCCUGCACACAAUGCAACUGUUUUCUUCAGGAAACUCGAAGGGAAAGACUUCUUAUAUAUUUUGGUAUUUUGUAACUUUUUACGAACAAUCUUUCUAUUGAUACCAACCUGGAAUUCAAAAACAUGAAAAAAUAAACAUCAAGGCCAAACAUUUGAGCCAUAUUUUUUAAUUGAUUUGUUUUUACGUUCGUUUUUUUGUAGUUGUAUCCCUGAGAACGAAUGAUGUUUUCUCUUCUUGUCUGGGGACUGCUCUAGAAAGAGGAUUUAUUAUUGUUAUAUCAACACAGGUCAAUAAUGAAGAUGAGACACUAUGCAAUAUUCCAGAACUCUGAGCAGUGUUGCCAAGGAAACCUUUUUACGGCGCAUGUCAUUGCUAUGACAACUAGUGUGUCUCAGACCGAAUCCUGUGGACACCCCUUGUGUGAUUGUCGUAGACCGCCCCCCCCCCUCCAAAUACCCUACAGUGUACUGUUAGGCUACCCCCUGACGUUUGUAUUUACCUCUUUAGAAUUGUGACCUCAGCAAAAAUGAACUUGUCUGAAUAUCUAUCCCUCACACAUCCUACAAAGAGAAUGAAAGGAAAAGAGCUUUACACUUUACAUUGUACUAUUGAAUAUCAGCAUUUAAACACGGUGUUUCUUCGUCUUUCUUUUACUACCGUAGGAUUCACUGUCUUUUGUGGCUAUGAUGAUCAUUUUUAGCUUAGUGACUCUUUUUGUCUCCCAUGAUCCUUUACUUUGUGUUUUCUAUAUUGAACAGACUACAUCCUGCUUUUACCAUUCCCCAUCUACCCUGAUCUGUAUGUAAGUUUUUUAAUUAGUUGAUGUGGCACGAAACAAUACUAUCCCACAGUCCUCCUCCGGUGUCAAAGCACCAAAGCCCUCCUCCAGUGUCUCCCACAGUCCUCCGGUGUCUCCCAGAGUCCUCCCACAGUCCUCCUCCGGUGUCUCCCACAGUCCUCCUCCGGUGUCUCCCACAGUCCUCCUCCGGUGUCUCCCACAGUCCUCCUCCCCCAGUGUCUCCCACAGUCCUCCUCCCCCAGUGUCUCCCACAGUCCUCCUCCAGUGUCUCCACAGUCCUCCCCAGUGUCUCCCACAGUCCUCCCCCAGUGUCUCCCACAGUC